Angiostrongylus costaricensis is the source of this 1113-nucleotide messenger RNA. Lineage: Eukaryota; Metazoa; Nematoda; Chromadorea; Rhabditida; Metastrongylidae. The record is from the annotation of a GenBank genome assembly.
AUGUUUCGAAAGAUUUCUGAUUUUUACUCCUUAUCUUCUUUCCUUGCAGAUUUGCUACCACCAUUCCUUGCGCGUAUCUCUCUAGUGGAGCUUAUCAUCGCCAUUGCUAUUGUUGUUCUAAUCAUAGCUGUGAUGUUCGCCAUUGUCGUAGUCUGCAGAUGCUUGAGAUUAAAGAGUGAAGAUGUGAAAUACGGUGAACAUGUGCACUCUGUUCCCCAUGUGCGUAAUCCUCACAUGGUUCCUCCAGUGGUAACAGCUCCACCACCUUUGCCUCCACGAGCUUUUCGCAGUGGAAAUCAGAUGAUUUCAAAUCUCGAACAAGCACAACUUACAGGACUUCCAACAGUGCAGGUGCGCCCACUUCCGCAACGUGAACAGUUUUCGUCAAGUGGGCGGGGUGAUUCGCGUUCUCCUUCACUUGUUGGUUCUGGGAAGCAGUGGAAGCGCGCAGUGGAUUACGGUAGUGCGGCAGAUGACCUUGAUGAUUCUGGACGUGAUUUGCACGACACGGGUGCACUCGAGGCGUUACGUCGGUUCGGAUUUCGAAUUUCCGAUGAGGGCGACUCUCCUAGUGGGAACAGUAAUCGUGCCCGAGCCUAUGGACGGUGUUCUGUUCUUACUAAAGAUGCUCUUUCUUCAAUUAAUCAAGAGAGGACUCCUUUGGCGGAUUCGAUUCAAUGCCUGCCAACGACGGAGGAAGAUGAAGGUGGUGAGAAGUGGGGUGACGGAGUCGAUCGCAUCGGCGCUGCUAUACAAACGGAAAGGUUGAGGAUUGAGUCAUUAACUGGUCGUGUGAAGGUUGGAAAAACAGUGUUGAGUCCAGUAGUCAACGAUGACGACUACAUGACGAUGCGACCUCGUCGGAAUAUCACCACCUCGAAUGAGUCGCAGCGUCAACCUCUUUUAGAUAACGGUGACGAUAGCGACGGUCUAGAUGAAUUUCUAUCCAGUAGUGCUCCUCCGCCACCUAGUCAUAAGAAUAUUUUCAACUCUCGGGUUUACGACGAUCCUCCGGAUCGAGGAGGCGAUACGGUUUCAUUUGAUACUUCUGCCGCAAUUUGCGACAUCGAUGCUAGUGAUGCUGAAGACUUGCCUGUCGAUUCUGUAUUAUGA